AUGAGACAGCCAAAAGCAGAUCAAGAGACAGUCUGUGUGGAUGAGAAAGAUCUCCCAUACGAAAUUGUGAAAAUUCACGAUAUAUGGAUUACUGCGAAAGAUGGAGUGAAACUUCAAGGCCAUCUUUGGAUUCCAAAGAAAGCAUGGGAGGAUGAAUCUGGCAGCAUAAAACUUGGAACAAUCGUGGAGUAUAUUCCAUAUAGAACAGAUGUGACCAUCGUCAGAGACUCCAUUAGACAUCCAUAUUUUGCAGGUAACGGUUUUGCUUCUUUGCGGAUAGACAUGAGAGGAUGCUCGAGUUCGGACGGAAUACUGUAUGAUGAAUAUUUGGAGCAAGAGCAACAGGAUGCACUAGACGCUUUUGACUGGAUUACCAAGCAAAAAUGGUCCAAUGGCAACAUUGGUAUCUUUGGAAAAUCCUGGGGUGGUUUCAAUUCUUUGCAAAUUGCUGCCAAGCAGCAUCCCGCCUUGAAAGCAGCAAUUCCGUUGAUGUUCACCGAUGAUCGGUAUUCGGACGAUGUCCAUUAUAGGGGAGGAUGCAUGUUGGCUUCCGAUAUGCUCUGGUGGGGAACUACCAUGCUUUGCUAUGGUCCCAGACCUCAGGAUCCAUUAAUUGUCGGCUCUGAGUGGAAGAAAAACUGGCUCCAGAGACUAAACAUCAAGCCUAUGCUCUUCAACUGGAUCGAGCACCAGACACGAGACUCGUUCUGGAAGCAUGGUUCCGUGUGUGAGGACUACAGCAAGGUGGAUAUUCCUGUUUUGGCAUUUGGUGGUUGGCGUGACGGCUAUACAACCCCGGUUUUCCGGCUUGCUAAGAACCUUGGUGAUCACAUCUCCUCUGUGAUUGGUCCCUGGGUUCACGAGUUUCCCGAAGUGGCCACCCCGGGUCCUAAAGUCGGAUUCCAGCAGCUUGCACUCAACUGGUUCCAGAAGUACUUAUAUCCUGAAAAGAAGGAGUUUCAGGAGUUCCAGAUGCCCCGGUUGACCGCAUAUGUGCAGGAGCCAUCCAACAUUAACGACUCGUACUCCUCAAGAGACGGAAGAUGGGUUUCCAAGAAUGAGAAAGCGGCCAAGAAGUACAGAAAGUUUGUGCUAACCGACAAGCAGAGCCUGUGCGAAAAACCAGAAGAAGGCUCUGCCGAUGAAAUUGGUGUCAGCUUUAAAGGAACGCUUUCUCAUGGCAUGCAUAGAGGAAACUGGUGUCCAUUUGGAAUGGAAGGUGAUUUUCCAUCCGAUCAACGCUAUGAGGACGGAAAAUGCUGUUGCUUCGACUCAGGUGUCAUACAGCAGAGAAUGGAACUUCUAGGAGAGCCAGUUUUGCAGGCAAGUGUGUCAUCAGACAAGAAGUUAGCCCACUUGUGUGCAAGCCUAAUUGACAUAUACCCAAAUGGUGGCGAGCAUAUCCUCAUCUCAUGGGGAAACCUCAACGUUACACACAGGAAAUCUCACGAAUACCCAGAGUACCUCACUCCAGGUGAAGUUUACGACGUGAAAGUUCCACUUGAUGUGGUCGGUACAGUCAUAGAGAAGGGACAUAAGCUAAGAUUGGCCCUCUCCACGGUCAGCUGGCCUUCAGCAUGGCCUACUCCGGAAAUUCCAACACUUACUCUUCACAAAGCCACCCUUCUUCUUCCAGAAUUGGAUGCUAGUACUGUUGUCAAGACACCAGACCUCCGUACACCGUCUGUGGUGAAGAGAACCGUGAAGGUGAAGCCUAUUCUUCCGGAAAAUAGGGUCAAAACUGUUACGUAUGACGCAGCAAAAGACGAAUGGGUCUUGGUUGACGUCCAGGAUGGCGGUGAAAACCAGAUUGACCACUAUGAUGAACUUUCAGGCACCUACUACGGCGAAUAUAACAAGAACAUAUGGCGUGUUAAGCCUCUUGACCCGCUCACUGCUUACAACGAGUGUAUUUACAACUGUCAUCUUGGAAGAAAGCGCGAUAACUGGGAUAUCAAGAUGGAAACUAAAGCCGUGAUGACAUGCGAUUCAGAUAACUUUUACGUUACUGCAGAAAUCAAAGCCUGGGAUCAGAAGCUCGAGGUGUUCUCUAAGGAGUGGAAGGAAACAAUAAAGAGACAGUUUACCUAA
Molecule: messenger RNA, 2091 nt
Organism: Brettanomyces bruxellensis
Lineage: Eukaryota; Fungi; Ascomycota; Pichiomycetes; Pichiales; Pichiaceae
Exons: 1
Coding region: 1-2091 (696 amino acids)
Molecular function (GO): dipeptidyl-peptidase activity
Source: RefSeq, a predicted model, not a curated record